Helobdella robusta is the source of this 450-nucleotide messenger RNA. RefSeq lists its product as hypothetical. Gene Ontology annotation, cellular component: membrane. The transcript is spliced from 3 exons. Gene Ontology annotation, biological process: sodium ion transmembrane transport. Gene Ontology annotation, molecular function: ligand-gated sodium channel activity. Bases 1 to 450 code for a protein of 149 amino acids. The record is from RefSeq and is a predicted model, not a curated record. NCBI's taxonomy places the organism in Eukaryota, Metazoa, Annelida, Clitellata, Rhynchobdellida, Glossiphoniidae.
AUGAGUAAUAGGAACAGCGGUUUGUGCGGUGGAUUCUACCAUUUCAUGUCUCCAGAUGGUUUGCAUGAUGAUCGAGACAUCCAGGUCAGAGACAUCUGCACAGCUAUCAGCCAGCACACCACGUGCACUGGACUUCCACACAUAUAUCGCAGUAGAGGUGUUAUCAAGAGGGCAGGCUGGUUCUUGAUAACACUGGCGGCCAUUGCAGGGCUCGUCUUCCAGUUGUAUGAGCAGGUAUCUAGCUACGUACAGUUUCGAGUUGAUAUUGUUAUAACGGUCCAGACAGAUUAUCAGCUUGCAUUUCCGUCAGUGACAAUCUGCAACAUGAAUCCCAUCAAAAAGUCUAGUCUAACGGAGUACCUCUACAAUGUCUCAACAGCUGACGGAUCAUUUCGUUUUAAAAGAAAAAAGAGAUCAACAAGUUAUUUUUAUGAAAAUAAUUUUGAUUGA